AAUGGUCCUAAGCCACCUUUUUCCAGAGCUGUUGUAACUUCGAACGGUCGCUAAAUGAACAGAUGUAAAUCGAGGACUGCCUAUUUCUCCUCUCCUCCCCGCUUCAAAUCCCCCGAAGUGGGAGAGAGAGUGUCCAUGUUCCUUUUCUACGUAGCUCAGAAGAGCUAGAAACGGCGAACAGGCGGGCAGGAAGACUUCGACAGGCGCAUCGCUGAUCAAAGGGGCUUUUCCCUGGCCAGCCCCAUCACCUGGCCCCAAAGUCUGGAGACCCUGGACAAUGUCGGGGACCGAAAGCCUCCCUUACCUUACUCCCGCGUCUUCCUGCAGGGCGCAACCGGACCCCAGCAAAGAGGAAGGCAAAAAGGGGAAUCUAGAACCGCUUCGCUCCCGGAGGAAUUUCUCGUCUUCCAGGUGUUCUUCCCCGCCGUCGGACUGCCACACCAGCAAGACGGUGAGACGGAUCUUGGCUCUCUGCUUAAUCUCUUUGUUUACCUUGCUGGGAAACGCCGCUCUGGAUCUAAGCCAAAUUCUGGAGUCCUGGAGGCAUGCUGAGAAGGCCGCCAGCAACUUCUCUUCGUGCCGGAGUUUCCUGGCAUUCUCCGUGUUCCACCUCCUUGUCCGAGAAGCAAAUUGUCAAGGAGGAGAAGGAGGAGGAGAUGGAGGAGAUGGAGGAGGAGGAGAUGGAGGAGAUGGAGGAGGAGAAAGAGGAGAAAGAGGAGGAGGAGGAAAGAUGGCGGUGGAGAACCUCUCUUGGCCAGAAGACCUGCUGAAGAGCUUGGUUGCUCUCUGCAGCCAAUAUGGAGAAGGAGACCCAGGCACAAUUUCCUGGUGCAAGGACAACGAUAAUUUCAGCUGUCCAACUUACAUCCCCUUGGUCAGGGAGAGGGUGAAUGGCACCGAAGGAGCUGGGGUGGCUUUUCUGCAGCUCAAAAUGAUUUCAAGAAUCUUGGAGAUACUUCUGAAGCCUGAGGAGGGAGAUCACCGAAAGGUGAGGUCAAAUCCAGACUGGUUAGAGGUGGUCUUCCUGAGACUUCUCCUAAGAAUCAAAGGUGCUGUGUUACGAGCUCAAGAAAUGUCUGUCUACCCUGAGGAGGUCCAAGCUUUGUGGCAUCAGCUGUCUGCUCUUCUCACUUCCUCUGUUUUUAUCUCGGAAAGCGCCCAAGACUGUUGGGCUGAGCAUCCCAACGUCUCCAUCCUGGCCACCUAUCCUGAAGGACUCCACAUGGUUGCGCCUUCUUUGGGCUUUCGGUCACUCUCCCGUCCUUUCAUGGAUGAACUUGAUGUCCUCCAGAGAUGUUUGCUUCAGAAAAGCCAGGAGAAGCUUCAGAAAAAGUCCAAGGACAUCAUCUCCCUGAUUAGCCUCAAAAUCAUCCUCUUGCUGAUCACUAGUCUGAUCUACCCGGCUGUGCUUUUCUCCUUCAAAGAGAUGACCGAGUGGAUCCAGAAUUACGCCAGGAUCCUCAAGGAACGAACGGAGGAUUUGAAACAGGAAAGGCACGUAGUGGAAGACCUUCUUCAUCAGAUGUUGCCCAAAUCCGUGGCCAAACAGCUACGGAAACACAAGCACGUAGAGGCAGAAAAUUAUGACCAGGUGACCAUCUUCUUUUCGGACAUUGUGGGGUUUACCACCAUCGCCGCUUCGUGCACCCCGCUGCAGGUGGUGGAAAUGCUCAACAACCUUUACAUCUGCUUUGACACCAGGAUCGACUCCUACGACGUCUACAAGGUGGAAACCAUCGGAGAUGCCUACAUGGUGGUGAGUGGUCUGCCCGAGAGGAACGGCACUCGGCACGCCCACGAGAUCGCCAAGAUGGCCCUGGACCUGGUAGCUGCGGUCCGGCAGGUUGCGAUUCCCCACCUGCCGACUAGCAAGCUGGAGUUACGGGCCGGGAUUCACACAGGAGCCUGCGUGGCUGGCAUUGUUGGGCACAAAAUGCCCCGAUAUUGCCUCUUUGGAGAUACGGUGAACACAGCCUCCCGUAUGGAGUCAACCAGCCUACCCCAGAAAAUACACAUCAGCUCAGCCACCUACCAGGCUCUGCUUGAGGACGACACCUACGACAUUCAGCCCAGGGGAGAAAUUGAGGUGAAGGGCAAGGGGAAAAUGAAGACUUACUGGUUACUGGGAAAUAAGAACUACAGUGUCCAAAACGACAGCCUGGUUUGCCACUGGAACCCGGGAAUGUCUCAGAGAAAGAAGGCAGGGCAGAGCGCGGCUUCUGGGCAGGAGCUCAGCACCGGUACCGAGAGGAGUCUGGACAACGAGCAACUCACCAUCGCUUCUCAAACGCUGCGCCAUCCUGCCGUCCGCGCUGGGGUGCAGCCGGGCUCACCCGCUGGACGUGAGCGAGACUUCCCGGGCCCCCUAGAGAGUCUCAAGACCCUCCCGCUUCACCCAGCCAACCCCUCGCAAUUCCAUCCAGGUUGUGAGAAGCCUUCGCUGCCGGGGCAGUUUCUAACUUCUUCUUCAUGCUGGCUGGAGGAUUCUAGGAGUCGCAGUCCACCCAUCUGAAAAGUCAACAUAGUUAAGAAACACUCAUGUAGACAGUGGCCCGCUCAGCCUGCUUGCAAAGGCUCUGUGCUGGAGGCAGUGGUGGGAUUCAGCCGGUUUGCACCACUUCGGCAGAGCUGGUCGCUAAUUUUUUGUUGCCCGGGCCCAGAAUGGACUUCCGGAAGCGGCAUCCACCCAGAGAACCGGUUGUUCCCCUAUCUGAAUCCCAUGAUUGCAUCCGAAGCCUUAGGUCAGCCAGACCCAUCAAUCUGCAGAAGCCUCCAAGCCCUAAGUGGGCCAAGAAUGGGGUGGGCAGAAAUGUCUCACCCCGUUUUCGUGUCAGGUGAUGCCAGGGACAGGUCCCGUGGUGGGGCUUCUGCGGGGAGGCCGGGCUGAGGAGUCUAGUCUUCGUUGUGAGCCCCGGCACGUCCGCUUGAACCUGGGCCAGGCACAGCGGUCAGGAGACUGCAAAAUAAGACGCCCAGCGCUGGAAUCUGCCGACCGUGGCUGCUCUCCUAAUUUGGAGGUUUGCUACUAUCUUUCCCAGGCCGAAGGCCGCAGAGAUGGGGAGGUCUACGGCUGGCCUUGAACCGUACCUCAAAUUAAACCCGGCUUUAAAAGGAGAUCCGACAACUGAUCAAGGAGAGGAAGAAGUGGGUCAAACUCGGAAAGCUAAUGAAAUCUCCCACCUCUGCUCGCUGUCCUAUGGUUGAAUUUUCUGCCUCAUCAGAUAAUAAUAAUAAUAAUAAUUAUUAUUAUUAUUUUGGUUCUUUAACCCUGUAUUCAGC
Molecule: messenger RNA, 3279 nt
Organism: Crotalus tigris (Tiger rattlesnake)
Lineage: Eukaryota; Metazoa; Chordata; Lepidosauria; Squamata; Viperidae
Exons: 9
Coding region: 278-2512 (744 amino acids)
Biological process (GO): cGMP biosynthetic process; intracellular signal transduction; receptor guanylyl cyclase signaling pathway
Molecular function (GO): guanylate cyclase activity; peptide receptor activity
Source: RefSeq, a predicted model, not a curated record